This is a messenger RNA of Aphidius gifuensis, 2133 nucleotides long. RefSeq lists its product as uncharacterized. The record is from RefSeq and is a predicted model, not a curated record. Gene Ontology annotation, molecular function: protein binding. Gene Ontology annotation, cellular component: SCF ubiquitin ligase complex. Bases 369 to 1955 code for a protein of 528 amino acids. Gene Ontology annotation, biological process: SCF-dependent proteasomal ubiquitin-dependent protein catabolic process. NCBI's taxonomy places the organism in Eukaryota, Metazoa, Arthropoda, Insecta, Hymenoptera, Braconidae. The transcript has 3 exons.
GUUUUAUUUAUUAAUUUAAAGUCCAAAAUAUUAAUAAAAAAAAAAGCUUUUAGAAUGUGUUUUUGUCAAAAGCAGUCAGCAUAUGAUGACAGUUUAAUGUUUAUCAAUGUUUAUAAACGAAAGGAGGUUAACUUAACAUGCUUAUCAAAUGUUAUCAAAUAUCAAUGCUUAAUUGCUUAUCAUGAAAAUGCAGCCUGCCAAAAAUUUCGAUACUAUCGAAAAAAAUAUUUGCAGCCAUAUUCAUUAUUCAACAUUUAAUGUUUAUAUGUUUAUCAAUGUUUAUGAUGACAUAACUUAUUAUUUAUCUUUAAGAAUUUUACAUAUCUCACGUUAAUUUUAUCAUAAAAUAUAAUUAUUAAAUUCAAAUCAUGAGUUUAAUAAACAAUUAUCAAAUUGAUAAAAUAAAUAAUAAUGAUUCUGUUGAAACAAAAACAGAUUUAAUAAAUUUACUUGAUGAUGAUUGUUUAUCAAUAAUAUUAUCGUAUCUUCAACCAUUUGAGCUUGUUGAAACAAAAAAAGUUAGUCAACGUUGGAAUCAUCUGACAGAAUUAGCUUGGAUUUUCAUCAAAAAAUUUGAAUGCACUACUCCAGUUUUUGGCUAUAAAAAUAAUUGGCAAUUGGUAAAUUUUAAUAAAUUAAAAGAUGUCAUUUUAAAUGGCGGUCGUUAUUUAACACAUUUAACAUUAAAAAAUUUAUGUGGAUCUGAAAUUGUACCAUUGAUACGUGAUCAUUGUCACAAUCUUGUUAGACUUGAAUUAGUUUUAAAUAAAAUGGAUGACAUUGAUUUUGAUAAUGCAUUUACUAAAAUGAAUCAAUUAAAUUACAUAUCAAUCAACAUUCAUCCAAAGUAUCAUUUGAUUAAUGACGAAUUGUAUGGAGCAAUUGUAUCAACUCUUCAUUCAUCUAUCAGCGAAAUUCAUUUACCAUCAAUAUGUGAUUCUGAUCCAUAUAGCUAUGCAAGUUUUGAAUCUAUUUACUUUUUUUACUGGAUGGAAAAAUUUGAUAAUCUUCAAGCAUUGACAUUGCAUUAUCAAAUAAUGGGUGACACUGAUAUAUCAACAAUAUUAAAUUAUAAAACAUUAUCACAUUUGUCAUUGAGCUAUGGAGUAAUUGAAAAUUAUUUAUUGAUAAAAUUAACUAAUUUAAUUCAUUUAGAAUAUUUAGAUUUAUCAUAUGUGUAUGAUGUUGAUGAUCGUGUAGUUUUGAAUAUUGCUAACAAUUGUUGUAAAUUAAAAUAUUUGAAUUUGAAAAAGUGCUCAUUAGUUACUGGAAAUUCUAUAAACAAAUUAGCACAACUCGUAGAUUUGGAACAUUUAAUUGUUGAAGAGUUAAAUCUCAAUGAAAAUUGUAUUUAUAAUAUUGCAAAUAAUUGCAAAAAUUUAAAGAGUUUAAAUAUAUCUGAAAGUAAAAAUGUGCAAAAAUCAGAUAUAAUGAAAAUUGGUGAAUUAAAAUUUUUAGAACAUUUGGAGCUUUGUAAUUUAAAAAGUGUUGAUGAUGAUGGAUUGAUAAAUAUUAUUCAUAAAUGUUGUAACUUAAAAUACUUGGAUAUAAAAAGAUGCUCUAAUUUAACUAAGAAUGCUCUUGUUGAGAUUAAAAAAUUAAAAAAUUUAGAAACACUUAUAGUAACUGGUGUUCAUGAUAUCGAUGAUGAAUUUAUUUCUCAUUUAUACAAUUUAAAAUAUUUAAAUUGCAGUGAAAGUAAAGUAACUGAUAUUGGCAUCAAAAAUGUUAUUAAAAAUUGUCCAAGUAUGGAAAAAUUAUCUGUUAUUGAUACUAAAAUCACUGUUGACAGUCCAUCUUUUGCUGCUCAAGAAACAAAUAAACGUUCAACUAAUAUUAUUUUAACAGUUGAAGCUGAUGAUGUCAUUAAUAACAGAUAUGAAAAAAUUUCUCAAACUGGUUCAAAUGUUUUGUUUAAAAUUCAAAGACCACAUUAUGAAAAUUUAAAUUUUUAAGUGCUACAUUUAUAAUUCACUAAUUGAUUUUUAUAAUUUUCAUAUCAACAAAGAAAUAAUAGUUAUUAUAUUUAUUAUAAAAAAUAAGUUAAAUAAACAACAAGUUAAUAAUAGAAAAAUAAAAAAAUGUAUUUUGUAUUGAUAUUUGAAAAAAAAUAAAUAACAAAAUUAUGUUUAA